Messenger RNA from Trichoderma reesei QM6a, 570 nucleotides. RefSeq lists its product as uncharacterized. Bases 1 to 570 code for a protein of 189 amino acids. The transcript has a single exon. NCBI's taxonomy places the organism in Eukaryota, Fungi, Ascomycota, Sordariomycetes, Hypocreales, Hypocreaceae. The record is from RefSeq and is a predicted model, not a curated record. Gene Ontology annotation, molecular function: acyltransferase activity, transferring groups other than amino-acyl groups.
AUGGGCAGCACCAAGGAACCCGACUUCAUCAUCUCCUCCAUCACAGACGCUUCAGCCGUGGAAAAGCACCUCCCUUCGCUGCGAGUGCUGCUCCAGCACUGCGUCAACGAUGAGCCCGAGAUCUCAUCCAUCGGCUUCCUGGCGCCUCUCACCGAUCACGCGGCCACCAGCUACUGGCUAGACCUACUGUCCUCCUCCGUCAUUGGGCCCGGAGCAACAACCUCCUUGCUCAUAGCAACGGCUCCAGGAAGCGACCAGGUCGUCGCUACGGUGCAGCUCGCACGAAUGGCCAAGGAGACUCACGCUUACAAGGGCGAAGUCAGGAAGCUGAUGGUGCAUCCGGACUACCGGCGGCACGGGCUGGGACGAAGAAUGAUGGACGAGGUGGAACGGGUCGCGAGGGAGCAGUUUGGGUUGGAGAUGCUGGUGCUGGAUACGUCCAAGGAGACGCCGGCGAGGUGGUUUUACCUGCGGACGGGGUGGAACGAGUGGGGGAUCUGCCCGGACUAUGCAAAGUCGUCGAGCGGAGUGAAGCAUGAUUGCUCAUUCUUUUGCAAGAGUUUGGUAUGA